AUGGCCGCACCAUCACCAGAAGUUGUUGCAGCCCUACAGAGACAAUUCUCUGGACUGAAUGACCAACUGAAUUACUUGGAGGGAUCCACCAUCUACAAGAAAAACAAAGCCUACAAGGAGGCACACGAAGUCGUCAAAAGCGCAAAUACAAACUACAAUACAACUGCAAAAGAGCUUAUGCAGAAAAAACCCUAUAAUCCGGACGAUCCAGCCUACGGGAAAGGACUCAAAGGAGGCCAGAUGUUCACAAAAUCAGGGCAUAGAGUUCUCGGCCCACUUGCCGGAACGGUCAUUGUCGCUUCUCAGUUCCAUGUCGAUCGCCGGACCUCAUUUAAUACGACAUACCAAGCUGUUCUGGAAGGCAAGGUACCAGAAGAGUAUACUGGUCACGUGAAACAGGUCAAAGAUGCUCAAAAAUCAACCGAAAACUUCGGUCGCUGGAAGUGA
Glarea lozoyensis ATCC 20868 is the source of this 447-nucleotide messenger RNA. RefSeq lists its product as uncharacterized. NCBI's taxonomy places the organism in Eukaryota, Fungi, Ascomycota, Leotiomycetes, Helotiales, Helotiaceae. The transcript has 2 exons. The record is from RefSeq and is a predicted model, not a curated record. Bases 1 to 447 code for a protein of 148 amino acids.